Chroicocephalus ridibundus (black-headed gull) is the source of this 1282-nucleotide messenger RNA. It is a transcript of the gene ATP6V0E2, whose product is annotated as ATPase H+ transporting V0 subunit e2. Gene Ontology annotation, molecular function: proton-transporting ATPase activity, rotational mechanism. The record is from RefSeq and is a predicted model, not a curated record. Bases 16 to 375 code for a protein of 119 amino acids. The transcript has 4 exons. Gene Ontology annotation, biological process: proton transmembrane transport. Gene Ontology annotation, cellular component: proton-transporting V-type ATPase, V0 domain. NCBI's taxonomy places the organism in Eukaryota, Metazoa, Chordata, Aves, Charadriiformes, Laridae.
CUCGCGUCUCCACCAAUGAGAGGCGGCGCUGACGCGCUCCGCCCGCGGAUUGGCUGCCGCGCGCGGCAGUGGGCAGAGCGGCAUCCGGUGCGGCGGCGGCGGCGGUGGGUCUGUCGGUGCGGGGCGGCCAUGACGGCGCACAGCUUCGCGCUGCCGCUCGUCCUCUUCUCCGCCUUCUGGGGCCUCGUGGGCAUCGCCGCCCCCUGGUUCGUGCCCAAGGGGCCGAACCGCGGGGUGAUCAUCACGAUGCUGGUCACCACCGCCGUGUGCUGCUACCUCUUCUGGCUCAUCGCCAUCCUGGCCCAAGCCAACCCCCUGUUCGGGCCGCAGCUGAAGAACGAGACCAUCUGGUACGUGCGCUUCCUCUGGGAGUGAGCAGUCCUCGGGAGCUGGCGCCUGAAGAGAGACCACCCCCCUCCCAAAAUCAUCACCCUCUUGCUGCUGUUCCAGCCUCUAUCCUCCUGUACCAGGCAGCCCCCAGAGGUGCUGGGACAGAGGCUGGAUCCGCUGCCCAGCGCACCCUGAGCGCUGCAACCUGGACCGAUGAUGGCUGGGCCCCUGAGCAUGGCAGGCAGCACCCCUGCCUGGGAUGAGGACCUGGUAAUCCUGGCCCCGAGAGCAGACACGCUACCAGGGAGAGAUCUCCUCAGCUGGCUGAGUGCUGCAGUUAUUGACACUGAGCACCAUCCUGAGAGAGAUCUGCGUGCAGUGCCAGUGGAUCCUGUCCCUGCAGUGCUUGACCUGCUCCCUCUAGUGCACUCAAGCCCCAGCCCCCUGAGUGAAACCCCUGCUCGUAGCCCAAGCUGCCCAACUAGUUACUGUGUCCCUGGUCAUUUCAGGCACCAGCUGCCCCUCUGCGUGCAACGGGCUCCUGCCUUCUCAUCCUCUGUUGUGUGGUCAGUCCCCUGCGGUGAGGGUGGUCCUUGCUAAGACAGAUUCUGGCUGUGGGUGUGAGAAGGGAGGGCUGACCCUUGAGGAGCAUGCAGCCCCCCGUGGGUGUGAUGAGGGAAGCGCUGGGAUGUAGGGCAGGGGAUUCUGCCGCUUGGCAGCCUGCAGGGGGGGUUAAAGUGGUGCUGUGUCUCCUCCCACCUCAGCAGUGAGGGUGCUGCAGUAGUGUCUAGGUACCCACCACCACCACCACCUGUGUCCAGGUUCUGAGAACUGAGUAGGGCAUUGUGUUUUAGGUUUCCCCUUAUUUAUCAGAUAAUUUAUCUGUAUUUAUUUAUUUGUCUGUGUUUGUUAAAUUUGUGUUGUGGAAAUAAAUCCUUUUUCUAGUAAGUGA